Saccostrea cuccullata (small rock oyster) is the source of this 819-nucleotide messenger RNA. RefSeq lists its product as uncharacterized. NCBI's taxonomy places the organism in Eukaryota, Metazoa, Mollusca, Bivalvia, Ostreida, Ostreidae. The transcript has 6 exons. Bases 411 to 800 code for a protein of 129 amino acids. The record is from RefSeq and is a predicted model, not a curated record.
AAACUUUUCCCUUGCCAUUCGAUUUGGUCCCUCGCUUGGCUUGGCACCAAAUCUCAUGGUACUCGGGAAAAGUUUACCAACGUAUACUUAAAAUAAUAUUUUCUACUGCACAUUAUGUAACUGAAGUCAUUUUUAUGUGUCGAUAGAAUAACAAGAGUUGAUGUUACGUCACCAGCCGGGAUGACGUAUACUUCUCCCAUGUCAUACCCAGGACGACCAGGGGUUUUCUUUAUUAACACAACAUGGACACCAACAGCACUACAGAUCGGUUCACAUAUUCUAUGUGCCUUAGCAGAAGAUAAUAAUGGAAAAGCGAGUGAUUCUCGUGUGUUGAAAUAAAAGUUAAAGGUGAUAUGAAUCCCUGUUCAUACUAACCUUGUCUAAAUAAUGGGACGUGCAUCCCACAAGGAAUGACUCAAAACUUCACGUGUAGCUGUAUUGCUGGGUACACAGGCGGGAUAUGUCAAACAGACAUCGACGAAUGUGAAAUAGAUCCAUGUACAUUCCUCUUUGAUUGCAUUGAUGGGCUAAAUGAUUGGGUUUGUAAACUCAAUGAAUUUAAAUUGACCGCAAUAGUAACAACACUAGCCCUUAUCGCUGGAAUCACUAUAUUCAUCAUCUACAAAAACAAGAAGAAAUACAAAGAAGUUGACCAUUCCUGGCUAUCUAACUAUUUAGAUGUUCGAAAACCUGACUCUCAGCUAAAGCUUGUCUACCAGCCAAAGUCGGUCCAAAAUCUGAAACAACCUAGUUCAGUUUGUAAAUUGUUUAGUUUAAGAUUCAAAAACUUUUUAAAAUGAGACAUAAUGAUUAGGACAA